Messenger RNA from Babesia sp. Xinjiang, 1353 nucleotides. RefSeq lists its product as uncharacterized. The transcript is spliced from 2 exons. NCBI's taxonomy places the organism in Eukaryota, Apicomplexa, Aconoidasida, Piroplasmida, Babesiidae. The record is from RefSeq and is a predicted model, not a curated record. Bases 1 to 1353 code for a protein of 450 amino acids.
AUGACGUUCGGGAUUAUGAGUGAAGAGGUCGCACGUGCCUCUAGGCACCUAUCUGGGCUACACAUCCCAGUAUUCGCCGUUCUAGAAUCACAAAUGGGUGACCCCGUUUUAUCGCAUUGGAUCGGGCCAGAUGGAGUAGUAGCAGGAACGGCGUUAGGUCGUGUGUCCGCCUAUCUUUUCGACUACCCGGUAACGCCCAAAUCAAACUCAUCAUCUGCUUCGGCCGAUCAAUCAUGGCAGGACCUGUCCUCCCCUAACAAUUCAGAAUCAGCGAACGCAGAUUCGACGCCGAGCAAUGGAGAUAACACACAGACAAGGUCAUCGGCUAACGAUUCACCCAAGAAAACAGGAUCUGAUGACAGGAGCAGUGCCCCGCCAGAUGGUGCCUAUAUUAUUGGCGUAGCUGACGGUGGCUCUGAUACGGAUAGCGAAUAUGAUAGCGACGGAGGUGGAGGAAGGUUUAGACAAUUCACAUCGAUGUGCGUUGCUAUCAUGAGCUACAUAAGAUGUGGUGGAUCUGGAACAAGUAAGACGAACGUCAGUGAAGUGUUACCGGGACGUUACACAGUGUUUGCUUCGUUCUCUCACGAGGCAGUGCGUGCUGUAUUCAUCGACAGCCGUUUGUUGUAUUGUUUGAUAGGCACAAGUGCAAUCGCUGUUUACGAUAUCGACAAAUAUGCGCUGAAAAACGAGUAUCGCCUAUCGUUGUCACGGAAUGCGGGCUACAAACAGAUCACGUUUUCCGGUAGUAAGAUUCUCGUGGAUUGCAUGAGAGGAUCGACGAUAUUAGAUCCGGUAUCGAAAACGCAAAUCAGUUCCACUCAUCGAGUAUACCCAUCAAACGUUCUUGAUUUCAACGGCUCUGAGAUGAUGUGCUACUACCGCAACAUCAACAAGUAUUUCGUACAGGUGGUCACACUCGAUAGCGACACAACAAAAAAGGUGCUAUUCUCAAUAGCGAUGCCGAAAAGUGUGUACCUAGUGACCCACGGAAAGUUUUGGGGACGUAAUCGAAUGGUUGUGGUGGCUGACAUGCUUACAAUCAGUGUGUUCAACUACCGCAAGAUGACGGUGCCGGUUGCAAAACGACGACUACGUGUUGACGUUGUAGCGCUCUGCGGCGGAUUCAGAGACUUUCUCGCUGUGCUAACAAAGGACUCUAUGCUUAACCUUCUACACGGGAGGACCUUGGAAACCUUUCUACAAAUCCCAUUGUACCCAGCAACGUUCGAACUGGGAUGGCCGUACACACUUGUUAACUACGAUAACGUUGUAUCGUUUACUUCAGAUGAGGGUGUCUACUGCCUUAAGCUGCCGAGGAAGGUACUGUCGGCGAGGACUCACAAUCUGUGA